AUGACAAGCACAGACGCCGAGCACCGUGUUGGACGUCCUGUAUGCAGAACGAAACCCACAGCCACCCUUCUUCAGCAUGCCGAGAAGGCGGCACUGCCAUCCCAAACCAAGGCGAUUAACGAAUUCCAUGCCGCAGAGGCUGCCAAGCGUGCCAUUGAACAUAUCUCCACUUCAUCCCCCACUGACACUGCAAAAUCACCAUCUCCCAUGCCAUCAACACCAUCUACUGUCAACACCUGCAAAAGGGUGCACCCUGAAGACUCCUCUGAUGGAGAAUCUGCUGAUGAUGAGCGUGAAAACGCACGUACUAAUCCCAAGCCUCGAAAGCAGCGCAAAUUGGCUGUUGUCCCAACCGAACAAGAAUCGGUUGAUGCUGAUGGGGCCAAUGGGAAGGUGAAAAAGCACAGGAAGUGCAAGAUGUGCCUGAAAGCAUGUAUUCUUGUUAACGAAAUAUCUACCCUCCAUCGUCAUGCUGAGGCAAAGUUCUCUGGCAAAUAUCGGGAAUGGGCCAAAGAACAUUUGUUCGAGUCGAUGCUUCCUGGUGACGUCAAGGCCCGCAAGGACAAUGCCGCGCAGCAGAGCAUUAAUGCGCAUCUGACUGAGUGGAAACUUGCUGAAAAAGUGGUUUCAUAUUUGGAUAAGUUAUUCAAACAGGCCGCAAUCAAGUGGCUUGUGGCUACUGACCAGCCAAUUCAAGCACUCGAAACAUCCGAAAUUCAAAGAAAUGAUCGAUGUCGCCAGCUCGAGCCACCAAUGGCGUCAAAAUUCCAGGCAGAAAGGCAACUUGUGCAGAAAUAA
Suillus subalutaceus is the source of this 798-nucleotide messenger RNA. RefSeq lists its product as uncharacterized. The record is from RefSeq and is a predicted model, not a curated record. Bases 1 to 798 code for a protein of 265 amino acids. Lineage: Eukaryota; Fungi; Basidiomycota; Agaricomycetes; Boletales; Suillaceae. The transcript has 4 exons.